Trypanosoma rangeli is the source of this 1686-nucleotide messenger RNA. RefSeq names its product putative ESAG8-associated protein. The transcript has a single exon. The record is from RefSeq and is a predicted model, not a curated record. Lineage: Eukaryota; Euglenozoa; Kinetoplastea; Trypanosomatida; Trypanosomatidae. The coding region runs from base 1 to 1686 and encodes 561 amino acids.
AUGGAGGUGACACAUCAGCAGCCUAUGUCAUGCUUCAACGUGUUUUCGUCUUUUUUGCAGGAGAUCACGAACACGAGUCUUUUCGGCCCCGAAAACAAGGAGAACAUUCCUCCUGGUCGUACUGGGAAGUUCUCAAGUGAGGGUUGUAGAGGCUGCAGAAGCGGCUGGAAGGACAUUGGGGUCACACAAUUGCAGAACAUUUCCCUCAACAGCUGUCGUUGCACUCCCAUUACAAACCGUCAGCGUAUAAACCACACGGGUUUAACGCCUGGCAACAAGUAUGCCGCAGGAUCACCGUGUGCUGGCAGUUUUUUUCCAACCAAUGCAAAUGUCUCGGAGACCUCCUUGACAACAGAGAAUGAUACAGGGUAUCUAAAGGAGAGCGACUGCUUUAUUACUCCGGUGAAGCGGUGGAAAUGCGCUGAUACCGUGACGAAUGCCAUUCACACUGCUGCUACGCCCUGUACUCAGCAAAGUAGACUGUGUGAGCUGUUUCAAGGGGCCGGGCCUCUUCUUCCGCCACCGCCGCCCCUCACCCCGAAUACGAGUAUGGAAUCAACUCUGCUCCCAAGAAGCGUUUUACUAGAGAGUGACGAAGAUGACAAAGAUGGGGUGGAGGAGCAGACAGUUCAGAAGCGCUGUCUAUUUAAGGCAUCCCGCAGCGUCACACAGCCUCAGUCUUACCUUCAACCGUUGCAAGGGGAGCGUCCGCCACAACAGCAGGGGGGGAAAGAAGAGUGUUCCCCACCCACCUCAUCUAUACCUGCCAAUCUGCAGCCUGCACACCAGCAACACGUUGUGCAGCACAAUGGCCCACCGCCGGCCUACCCUCACAACGAAAAGCGCCAAACCAUGACACGCGUAGUGGGUAACGCCACCUCUCUUAUUGCCGUCAGUGGGCGUCGAGUUCCCAUUGACAAGUUACACCUUCUCCUGCGACCAGCAACAGCCGAAGGGAAGAGUGGUGUCAAAACGAAGGAUCUCACUACUGCUGAUAAAGGAGUCGUUCUUUCUGCGUUUGAUUCCUCCAAUUCUGCGCCCAUUUUGCCUUCCUCGAGGCCAAAGCCGACAGCUCUGACGUCAGUAAAGGUGAUAUCGCUGCCUGGCGCGGCUUCGGCCCCACCUAUGAAAAGACCUUUGCCUGUUUAUCAGCACUGCGACUACGUCAUCCUCGAGUUUGCGCGAGGAGUUGUUAUGCGCUUUAAGGUGGAUCCCUCUCAACCUUUGCCUGUUAUGGGACGCCGCUAUCUGGCAGCCAUAAAAAGCAGCCGUAGUCCGUACGACAACGUUGCCUACGAAGAUGCCGGUGUCUGUGUGUAUUUGCAACGUCACCACAGUGAUGGCAACCUGACGACCGGUGCGGUACAUAAAUCGGCGCUCCACGAUGGAAUCAUCCUUCGUGAGGUAAAUGAAAACAUUGCCACUGACGCCGAGCGAUUGCAUGAAUUGAGAACUGCAUGUAACAUUGCCACUAUAGAGUGUUGCAAGCAGUUCCGCUUCCUUAACUUGCCCUUCGAACUUGUGGAUGUAUGUUACACGUUCGAUCGGAGUAUUUGUAUCGUCUACUAUACCAUCCAGCCGCAGGAGGGAACAAGCAGUCAGCCAAACAUCUCCAGGCUGUUGCGCAUGCUGCAGUUUACGUUGCGGACGAAAGUCUUCCUGAAGGGGAUUACUGGAAGAGAGUAA